Coregonus sp. 'balchen' is the source of this 1050-nucleotide messenger RNA. The record is from the annotation of a GenBank genome assembly. NCBI's taxonomy places the organism in Eukaryota, Metazoa, Chordata, Actinopteri, Salmoniformes, Salmonidae.
ACGGACAGGCGUUUCCUCCGCAGGACAGCCCAGGGUCAGCAGCACAAGUCUCCAGCUGUCUCUCUCAACCACAGGUGCUCUAAGGUGGGAGGUCUGGACUGGACUAGGCCGGGGGGUUGGCGGUUGUUUUGGCUUGUUUAGCCAUGUGUUUAUGUUGUUAUGAUGUCCCAGGCUUUGUGUUGAUCCUCUGUUUUGUGGUUUAUAUUGUAUUGUUUAUAUUCUGUUGUUGUUGUCCUGUCUCUAGGUGUUGCGUCCGUUGGUAGAGCAGCUGCAGCAGGUCUCUGCAUCAUCAGACCCCUCUGUCACCCUGUCCCUGAUCAAGUUUAUACACUGGAGCCUGAGAGAAAUAGACAACAGCACACAGGUAAUACACUAUACUACACAAUUCAACACAACACAACACCACAAAGAAAAUAAGACCACAUUCUCCUCCCAGCUGUGAGAAAGCCUUUGAUUUAACGUCCAGUUGAGUUUCAACAUUAUUUUAUUAAAUCCUGUGUGUUGGACUGUGUCCUGUGCUGGCCUGGCCAGUAUGUGGUUUAUUAGUGUUGGGUACAUUAGAACAGUCUGUGUGUGUGGCUGGGGAACAGACAUCUCACUGACAGAGGCUCAGACCCCGCUGGAUAGAAUGGGACACAGUAUCUCUAUCUGGUUCUCAAUGAAAACAUGCCCAGCCCAGUGAGUCAACAGCCAGCAUAGAUGCCAUCCCGGAUCCAACACAACGCAGAACUGAAACGUGUGUGUCUGUGUGUGUUUGUCAGGCAGUGUCAGGGCAGCUAUUUGAUAUGCUUGAUGUUUAAACUGGAAUCACAUGCUGUAGUAUUACUGCAACAUGUUGAGUUUGAACCAGAAACAGGCCAGAAACAUAAUCUCUGUAGAUUUAAUCACAACGCUGGUCUCCCACUGACUGUGUGUGUGUGGGCACAUUUGUGUGUGUGACUGUGUGUGCUUCUAUGUGUGUAGACCGUGGCUCUGUCGUCCACUCUGCGGCAUCUGGUGAAGAGGUAUCCAGGGCUCCGACCCAGCAGCAGGACCCCAGCGGCCCCCUGA